Ipomoea nil (Japanese morning glory) is the source of this 2019-nucleotide messenger RNA. RefSeq lists its product as uncharacterized. Gene Ontology annotation, molecular function: nucleic acid binding; RNA-DNA hybrid ribonuclease activity. Lineage: Eukaryota; Viridiplantae; Streptophyta; Magnoliopsida; Solanales; Convolvulaceae. The coding region runs from base 1 to 2019 and encodes 672 amino acids. The transcript has 4 exons. The record is from RefSeq and is a predicted model, not a curated record.
AUGAAUCCUGGGUUUUACCAGGAAUAUUGGGAUAUUGUGGGGGGAGAUGUGUCUAAAUUUAUUGUGAAUUGCUUGAACUCAGGCUCGUUGCCUGAAGGAUUGAAUGAUACUAAUGUGGUCUUAAUCCCGAAGAAAGAUGUGCCUGAGACAAUAGCUGAUAUGAGACCAAUAGCACUGAGUAAUGUUCUGUACAGGAUCAUGGCAAAGGUAAUAGCCAAUAGGAUGAAACCGCUCAUGGGGAACCUCAUCUCUGAGGCUCAGAGUGCUUUUAUCCCUGGGAGACUUAUUACUGAUAAUAUUUUAAUAGCUGCGGAGGUGGGACAUUACUUGAAUAGAAAACAAUGUGGAAGGAAGGGGUGGGCAGCAUUGAAAUUGGAUAUGGCCAAGGCGUAUGAUAGGAUGGAAUGGCAGUUCCUGAGACGGAUGUUGGAGUGGGGGUGUAACGCCAACCAGGGGGUUGCGGCAGGGGAUCCUUUGUCCCCAUAUUUAUUCCUCAUAUGUGCAAAGGUUUAUCUGUGUUAUUGCAAAGAGCGCAAAUAUCUGAGAGCAAUGAACAAGUAUUGGUGGGGCACUGGUAUGGAUAAAGGAAUACACUGGAAAGCCUGGGAUAAGUUAAGUAUCCCAAAGAAAUAUGGAGGAAUGGGGUUCAAAGAUCUCAAGAAUUUUAAUUUAGCAAUGUUGGGAAAACAGGCAUGGCGCCUACUCACAAGUCCAGACACACUUGUUGCAAAAGUCUAUAAGGCAAGGUACUAUCCUAAUACCACUUUUGUUGAUGCCAAAGUAGGAGGAUGCCCGAGCCACUCAUGGAGGAGUAUUAUGGCAGCUCAUGAUAUGGUGGUGGCACAGGUGCGUAGAAGGAUAGGGGAUGGUAAAACAACACUGAUCUGGGGACACCCGUGGUUGCCUGAUAAUCCUAGCCCUUUGGUGCAGACUGAUAUGCCUGUAGAGCUCAGGCACGCUAAAGUGGUAGGUUUAAUAGAUGAGCACACUGCUACCUGGGACCCACAUAUUUUAGCAGAUUUAUUUGAGGAGGAAGAUGUGAGUAGAAUAUUGAGGAUACCUGUUAAUCCAGGAUAUGAGGACUCAUGGUAUUGGCCUGAUGACCCCAAUGGGAUAUACACAGUUAAAAAUGCCUACAGACACAUUAUGGGAAUUUAUGAUCACUCGCCUGGGAGUUUUGAGAAAUGGACUAAAAUGUGGGGGAUGAAAAUACCCCCAAAAUGGAAGACUUUUUUGUGGAGAGCAGUUUGUGAUAUUCUUCCAACUACUAACAACUUGAUUAUAAAGAGGGUGGAAGGAUUGCCAAUAACAAAUAUUGUUGUCAACUCAUUCCCCGAGUGGCUAACAAUUGUGCUUACGAUGUUCACAGAGGACCAAAGUGCAGCGGUGGUGGCCUUGCUUUAUUGCUUAUGGAGAUGCAGGAAUUCAGCGGUAUGGGACGGUACACUGCCGCGGCCUACGACGGCCUGGAGACAGGCCACGGCGGCGCUCCACUCCUACCGGCAGGUCAUGUGCCGUGGCACGGCGGCUCCCACGACGACUACGGCAGAUGGCGACAUCGACUCCACCCCACGGUGUUACGUGGAUGCGGGGUAUCGGGAGGACACGGGGGAAGCUACAUAUGGUAUUGUGCUGCUGUCUCCGGGAGGAACUUUUAUUGCGGCGAAAAAUGGGAGACUAUCGAAUUGUUUGUCACCAUUCAUAGCGGAGGCACUGGCAUGUAAGGAAGCUCUAUCCUGGCUUUUGGAAAAGAAUAUAACAACGGUAACGAUUCAAACAGAUUGUUUACAGCUGAGGAAUGCGAUACGGCAGAAUACAACUAUUAUAAUGUCCUAUAUUGGAGUAGUAGUUGACCAGUGUAGGACUUUAGCUUCGUAUUUUAAUUAUGUCUUGUUUAAUCAUGUUUCUAGGCAGAUUAAUGCGCAUGCGCACACGUUAGCUUCAUUAGCUUUUAUUCAGGAUCAAGCUAUGUAUUGGGAUUCUAUCCCUCCAGACUGCAUUGCAGCUUUGAUUCAUUAA